Colletotrichum graminicola M1.001 is the source of this 1272-nucleotide messenger RNA. Its product is annotated as mandelate racemase/muconate lactonizing enzyme domain-containing protein. The transcript has a single exon. The record is from RefSeq and is a predicted model, not a curated record. Lineage: Eukaryota; Fungi; Ascomycota; Sordariomycetes; Glomerellales; Glomerellaceae. Bases 1 to 1272 code for a protein of 423 amino acids.
AUGUCUCAACGGGGAGUUAUCCGGGACAUUGUCAUCACGCCCGUGGCAUUCCAUGACAUGCCGUUGCUGAACAGUGUUGGUGUGCACGAGCCAUUUGCACUCCGCAGCAUCAUUGAGGUCAUUACGGACGAUGAAUAUGGAUUGGGCGAAUCCUACGGUGACUCAACCCACCUUAGCCGCCUGGAACUCGCGGCCGAUCGCAUCAAGGGCCUUUCGGUCUAUAGCACAAACUCCAUCUACCAAGCUUGUGUCGGCUCCCUGGAGGGCGACACCAGUACUGGCGGCGACGGCAUGGCAGGUAUGGUGACUACAGCCUCGGUUGUCGACAAGGUUUUCUCCCCGUUAGAGGUCGCGUGCCUCGACAUUCAAGGGAAGUUCGCUGGCGUCCCCGUGAGCGACCUCCUCGGUGGUCGUAUCAGGGACAACGUCCAAUACUCGGCAUACUUGUUCUACAAGUGGGCUGGUCAUCCCGGAGAGCCCGAUGACGAAUACGGCGCAGCGUUGGACCCUGCUGGGAUUGUGAAGCAAGCACAGAAGAUCAUUGAAGAAUAUGGAUUCAAGGCUAUCAAACUCAAAGGCGGUGUAUACCCACCAGCCCAGGAGGUUGAAGCUAUUAAGGCAUUGCAUACGGCGUUCCCCGGCGUACCACUGAGGCUGGAUCCUAACGCCGCCUGGACAGUUGAGACUUCCAAGUGGGUAGCCAAGGAACUGGAAGGAAUAGUCGAAUACCUGGAAGACCCAGCUCCAGAGAUCGAAGGUAUGGCCGCCGUGGCUAAGGAGGCGUCGAUGCCGUUGGCAACAAAUAUGGCUGUCGUCGCCUUCUCCCACCUCCCUACAUCGAUCCUGAGAAACGCAGUCCAAGUGGUCCUUUCUGAUCACCACUUCUGGGGUGGGCUGCGCAGGUCUCAGACACUGGCCGUCAUCUGCGCAACAUGGGGCAUGCGGCUUUCGAUGCACUCCAACAGUCAUUUGGGCAUUUCAUUGGCUGCCAUGACGCACUUGGCAUCCGCAACACCCAACCUGGAUUAUGCUUGCGAUACUCACUGGCCAUGGAAGCCCCGUGACGAGGAUGUUGUUAUUGAAGGAGCCCUCAAGUGGAUCGAUGGUGGCUUAAAUGUUCCAACGGGACCUGGAUUGGGUGUUGAGCUCGACAGGCAGAAGCUGGCGCAUCUACAUCAGCAAUAUUUAGAUUGUGGGUUGCGAAAGCGGGACGAUACUACGUACAUGAAAAGGUUUCAACCGGAUUUCUCUGCCAAAAUUCCGAAGUGGUAA